GGAGGCUGUGCUAACAGGGGAACACAGACAAGAGUGGGAAGAGGCCGAAAAAAUAGCUAAUAUUAUCCGGGAAUGCAGACUUCAACGCGUUUUUAAUAAAAGCCACACAACAGAAAAGUUGUUUUUGGGUGUUGCUGAUGCUGCGUUUCUAUUCGGGUCUUGCAUAUCAGUGUUCGGAUACCAAAACCAGCGAAACCCGUCGAUAAUUUUUUGCGCUUUUACCUAUGCUUCUGGGUGGGAAAUGAGCCGAUAUUGCUAAGCCAUCACCGGUAUAUUGCUGACACCAUCAUCCACGCUGACUCUCCCUUUCAGUUUCUGCUCAGCAUCCAUAUUUGCAUCCCAGGGAGUGGCUGCCACUAAUCCCCCUCUCCUGGUGAGAAAAUUGAAAGUUGGCCGGCUGUCGGACACCCCCUUUGGACACUGUAAUUUCCACAUAAAGAGCUAACCAUGGAGAGCGACAGCCCCCAGUCCCUCAUCUAGUGCCCGCUGUACCGCCUUCCUCCCUGGGGAGCCGCUCUCAGGUCCUCCCUCUCCUGCAGAAUGAACAUGUUGAAGUCCAGCGGGCUGAAGAUCCCUGGCCGGGGGCCCAAACACUCCAGCCCCUCACCGGGGGGGCCAGGAAGAACCUCCAGCCCCGUGCCGCCGAAAGACAAUACUCCCCUGAAGCCCACCACACCCACUAAAAUCACCGAAGAGGGCGAUGAAGUCCUGGGGGACUACACGGUGGGAGAGACGGUGUGGGUGAACGGAGUGAAGCUGGGAGUCAUCGCCUACCUCGGGGAGACCCAGUUCGCCCCGGGACAGUGGGCCGGCGUGAUCCUCAACGACCUGGUGGGCAAGAACGACGGGUCGGUGGGCGGCGUGCGGUACUUCGAGUGCCAGGCUCUGCAGGGCAUCUUCACCAGACCCUCCAAACUGAACCGGCAGCAGGCGGGCGAUGGCAGCGACAGCCACUCCAUCGACUCCCAGAACCAGGGGGGCAACGGCGUGCCCCCCCCCAGCCAGAGGGUGGUGGUGAUGCCCCUGAGGGAGGGGCUGCUCAACAGCACUAUAAGGACGGGGAACGAGUCGGGGUCCAACAUGUCCGACAGCGGCUCUGUGAAGAAAGGAGGCGAUAAAGAUCUGAGGGUCGGAGAUCGAGUUCUGGUGGGGGGCUCUAAGAUGGGAGUCAUUCGCUACAUGGGGGAGACAGACUUUGCCAAGGGGGAGUGGUGCGGGGUGGAGCUGGACGAGCCUCUGGGGAAGAACGACGGGGCAGUGGCUGGCACAAGAUACUUCCAGUGUUUCCACAAGUUCGGCCUGUUCGCUCCGAUCCACAAAGUGAUCCGGAUCGGUUUCCCCUCCACCUCUCCAGCGAAGGCUAAGAAGAGCAAGCGGAUGGCGAUGGGCGUCUCCUCUCUGGCCCACAGCCCCAGCAGCUCCUCCAUCAGCUCCGUCAGCUCCGUGGCCUCGUCUGUGGGCGGACGGCCCAGUCGCACCGGCCUGCUGACGGAGACGUCGUCCCGUUACGCCCGUAAGAUCUCGGGCACCACGGCGCUGCAGGAGGCUCUGAAGGAGAAGCAGCAGCACAUCGAGCAGCUGCUGGCGGAGAGAGACUCUGAGCGGGCGGAGAUGGCCAAAGCCACCACCCACAUCCAAGAGGUGGAGAAGGAGCUGAGCAGCUUCAAGGUGCAGCAUGUCACGUUUGUGUCGGAGAACGAUAGCGCCCUGCAGCAAAUCAAAACUCUGCUGACCUGCACGCAGAAAGACAAACUGGAACUGACCAAUCAGCUCGAAGAAGAGAAAAGGAAAGUGGAGGACCUCCAGUUCAGAGUAGAGGAGGAAUGCAUCACCAAAGGAGACCUGGAGACUCAGAGGAAAAUGGAGCGUGCCCACAUUCGUCAGCUUGAGCAGAGUCUGCUCCUCGAAAAGUCGAGAGCAGAGGGGCUUCACAAAGACGUAGAGAAGAGGAGGGGGAGAGGCUCUCAUGAUGCAGCAUCCUUGAGGUUGGGUAAGAGAACCAAGCAAACCACGGUUGAGGAGCAGAGUCGCAUCGUGCAGCUGGAGGAGGAGCUGAGCCUCCGGAGGGCGGAGAUGGAGAACCUGCAGGUGAAGCUCCGAGGGUCCGACUCCCAGCAGGAGGACGGUGACGAGGCCCCGGGGUCCGAGCCCGAGACCCUCGUCCUGCGAGUACAGCUGGCCUCUGCGGGCCGCGAGCACAACAAGGAGAGCAGCGAGCUGAGGGAGAAGCACGAGGCGGAGCUAGAGGAGAGGCGGCAGGAGGUCGCUGAGCUGAGGGCCGAGCUGGAGACAAAGAGCCGGGAGCUGAGCGAGGUGAAGCUGAAGGUCCAGGACGCAAACAGGGAGAACGUGGAGAUGAUGGACACCUGGAAGGAUAAAUUUGACUCCUUGGUGGUCCAGCACCAGCGCUCCCUGGAGGACCUGAAGGCCUCUCUGUCCGGGGAUCACCCCGCGGCAGGAGGCGCCGAGCAGGCCUCUCUGGAGAGCCUGAAGACGGAGCACCAGCUGGAGGUGGAGAACCUGAAGGCCAAACACAAGAUCGAAGCAGCCAUCCUCACCAAGGAGCGCGAAGACUUCUGCACCCGCCUGACGGAGGCCAAAGAGCAGCUGGACAAGGGGAGCCAGAGCUGGAGGAGCGAGGCGGAGGCCAAGAGCAGCAGGAAGGCCCUGGAGGAGGCCGGAGAGAAGCUGCAGAGGGCGGAGCGACGGCUGGCCGAGGUGGAGAAGAUCCACAUGGAGAAGGACAGGAACUCAGAGGAGCUGAGAGAGAGGCUGGAGCUGUCGGAGAAGAAGACGAGCGACUACCAGGCGCUGCAGAACGCGCAGGCCGAGAGCCAGCAGGAGAUCCAGAAGCUGGAGGAGCAGCUGAGGGUGACGGCCAAUCAGCUGCAGGCAACGCAGGCCGACCGCUACACCUCCAACCAUGCUAACGUGAUCGAAGACAACGACAUUACAGAAGAGAAGAUGAAGCUAAAACAGAAUGUCGAAGAAACAAUGGAGAAGUUGAUGAAACGGGAGAAAGAGGUGACGACUCUCACUUCCCAGGUGGAAGGUCUCAAAUCCCAGCUCGGAGCUCUGGAGGGGAAGGUGCGCUCCGGAGAGAAGAAAGCCGAGGCUCUGGCGAGGGAGAAGGUGCGCGUGGAGUCGGAGCUGGAGUCCAUGACCAAGAAGUCCCAUGAUGCAUCUGGGCAGCUGGUCAAUAUCAGCCAGGAGCUGCUGAAGAAAGAGAGGAGUCUGAAUGAACUGCGGGUGUUACUCCUGGAGUCUCAUCGCCACUCGCGGGACAUGGAGAAAGAUCUGACCCGGGAAGUGCACAAGGCCGAGUGGAAGGUGAAGGAGCAGAAACUUCAGGAGGACAUCAAGACCCUGCGCGAGAAACUGCUUCUGCUGGGUCGGGAGCGGUCCUCCCCGGACCACCGGCGGCACUCCAUGCUGGACCCCUCGAUGCUGGACUCGGAGAUGAGCCGGCUCCGGCAGCGGCUGCUCGGCACAGAGGACGCCCUGCGGGGGGCCAUGGAGCACAACCAGCAGGUGGACCAGCUGGUGCUGGCCAUGCGCAGACACCCCGAGAAAAGCCCGGUGCAUGGUGUAAACUCAGCCAAUGGGAUUCAUCAUCAGGAGUCCGGCAGUACUCGAGAUGAGCAACACUGAUAUGAGCAGAAGAGAUCAGACUGAACUGGGACAUCUUAAAGAAAAAGCUGGUCCGACGUUUCCUCCUGACCCUUCGAUGGACGCCUGAAGAAGAUUUCAGUUUACACUCCAAACCAAAACAGCGAAUCUCCAUCUCCAGUGAUUUUAUGUGUUGUUGCAGAAAGCACCUAUUAGCCAAUCAUGACGACCGCUUAAAGUACUAUAAAAUAUAAACAGGUAAUGGGACAUGAAGAGAUAUUAUCGGUACAAACUCUGUGACAAUUCCUAAUUUUGAACCGGAAGGCAAAACGGCUGAUGGACAACGACGUGAAGAACUGAAGAUCUCAGUCCCUCUGUUUGUUUUAUUUAUUGCUUUGACUUUGAUUGAAUCCUGUAUGAGUAAGCUGUGUUGGCCAGUGGUACUCAGAGCAAUGGCUGACUUUUAUUUUAGGGAGUUUGGCUCAUGUGUCACUUUACUUCAUAUCUAAUGAGAAGUGUUAGAAACCUCAUUACGGUCAGCUCUGUCCAGUGUUCACGCUGCCGCUUUAGUGUACAAUAUGAUCAAUAACUGUGGAAUUAAAAAGGAUUGUUCAAGUAAUACUCCACCCCAAAAUCUGUCUUUUAUUGAUAAAACACAAACACUGUUCAACCCUUCUUCGAUUGUAAUCAGGGCACAUUUAUUUAUAAUGGAUAUCAAUGUCGGACAGUUUUUUGUUUGGAUUUUUCUUUUUUAAACAGUCCCCGACACCUUAUAUCCCACUUCCUGAAACAUAAUCCACUUCUCCUUCACUCACCAGGGUACAGCAAAUACUCUGCUUCUGUUUCAGUCAUCACAAACCAUUUGAUACUGAAAAUGUGUCUUUUAAAGCAUUUUCAGUCAGACAACUCAC
Trematomus bernacchii (emerald rockcod) is the source of this 4520-nucleotide messenger RNA. RefSeq names its product CAP-GLY domain containing linker protein 2 (gene clip2). Gene Ontology annotation, molecular function: microtubule plus-end binding. The coding region runs from base 541 to 3651 and encodes 1036 amino acids. The record is from RefSeq and is a predicted model, not a curated record. Gene Ontology annotation, biological process: cytoplasmic microtubule organization. The transcript is spliced from 19 exons. Gene Ontology annotation, cellular component: nucleus; microtubule plus-end; cytoplasm. NCBI's taxonomy places the organism in Eukaryota, Metazoa, Chordata, Actinopteri, Perciformes, Nototheniidae.